This is a messenger RNA of Dictyostelium discoideum AX4, 684 nucleotides long. RefSeq names its product pyridoxamine-phosphate oxidase. The record is from RefSeq and is a predicted model, not a curated record. Lineage: Eukaryota; Evosea; Eumycetozoa; Dictyosteliales; Dictyosteliaceae. The transcript has a single exon. The coding region runs from base 1 to 684 and encodes 227 amino acids.
AUGUCAAUUAAUUUAGAUAAUGAAGAAUUAAAAAAUGAAGAUUUAGUUGCAAAUAUGAGAAAAGAUUAUAGAAUGGGAGAAUUAAAAGAAGAAGGAUUAUUAGAAUCACCAUUUAAAAUGUUUGAUAUGUGGUUAACUCAAGAGAUUGAAUUGAAAAAUGAAGGAGCAGAACCAAAUGCAUUCACAUUAGCAACAUGUUCAAUAGAAAGAAAACCAUCAGCAAGAGUUGUAUUAUUAAAACAUUUUGAUCAUCAAGGAUUUGUAUUCUAUACAAACUACAAUAGUAGAAAGAGUAAAGAGUUAUCAGAGAAUCCAUUUGCGUCAAUGACAUUCCUUUGGACACAAAAACAAGUUAGAAUUGAGGGUAGUGUUGAAAAAGUCGAUCGUUUAGAGAGUGAAAAAUAUUUUAAAUCACGUCCACGUAGUUCACAAAUUGGUGCAUGGGUAUCAGAAUUUCAAUCAUCAGAAGUAACCAAACAACAUUUAGAAGAGAAAACAAUUGAAAUGGAGAAUAAAUUCAAAGAUCAAGAAGUACCUUUACCACCAUUUUGGGGUGGUUGGAGAAUUAAACCUUAUGCUUUUGAAUUUUGGCAAGGUAAAAGUGGUAGAAUUCAUGAUAGAUUUAAAUACGUUCCAACUGAUUCAAAUAAUGAUAAUUGGAUUACAAAGAGAUUAUCUCCAUAA